This is a messenger RNA of Leguminivora glycinivorella, 964 nucleotides long. RefSeq lists its product as uncharacterized. The record is from RefSeq and is a predicted model, not a curated record. NCBI's taxonomy places the organism in Eukaryota, Metazoa, Arthropoda, Insecta, Lepidoptera, Tortricidae. The transcript is spliced from 3 exons. Bases 70 to 531 code for a protein of 153 amino acids.
CGUUAUCAAAAUUUCCAAUGAAAUUACACUUUUCUUCCACAAUCAUUCAGAUUAUUUUGGGCAACACUUAUGCCUAGUAACAACGUAGAAUGGGACUGGCCAACUAUAACGGGUGCGCUGCUGGCCUUCUCGCUGCCCCUGACCCUGCUAGUGCCCGAUUUCUCGUUGUGGACGGUAGUUCCUAAAGUGCGAGUGACCCGUUUCCACAUCCUCGCCCAGCACUUCACGUGGUUCCAGUUGAAUACAGCCGUUUUUACUAUAGUAUUACUUCUGUUUUUUGUUCAGCUCGAAAUUAGAAAGCGAAAGUUGGAUGAAAUGGUAGAGAGGGUGAUGCUAGUAAGCCAAGCAGCGGACAAGACAGUGGAAGAGGAAAGCUUCAAGCAGGCGGGAGCCAUGCGCGCGUGCGUCCAGCUGCUAGACACGUCUGCCGAGCAGUACGAGCAACUGGUUCUGCUGCGACAGGAGCUGGGCCAGCGGGGACGCAAGCAGGGCCCGCCUGGCAUUGACAGCUCGCAGGAUAUCAACGACUAGAUAACACGGGUCUUAAAAAUGCGCAAUCGAUAGAAAAAUAAAAGAUAGGAUUGCGAGGGCCGGAUACAAAGCGGGAUGCUGCGAAUUGUCGUCGUAUUAGCCGGUAUCAGAUGGGCGCUGCCUCCCCACUGCCCACUGCCCACUACAUUCUGCCCACUGCCCACUGCCUGCGCUGCCCACUUCCCGGUUAUCGGCGCUAAGCCUGCUUUACAGCGAGUAUUCGCUGAGAAAAUGCACGGACCCGAGACAUCUGGGAAAGCGCUUGCUCGAGUGUCUGAAAUAUUUAUUUCUACCAACUUUUCUAUUAUGAAAUAAUGAAGAGUAACUAAACUGAAAUACUAAUACUAGGUAUAACCUUUUUAUAUUGGUGCGUCGUAGCAAAAAUAUAUUUCCGUGAAUGAUUUUAAAAUCAAUACAGUUUUAAGAUUUUCAA